Molecule: messenger RNA, 18370 nt
Organism: Heterocephalus glaber (naked mole-rat)
Lineage: Eukaryota; Metazoa; Chordata; Mammalia; Rodentia; Bathyergidae
Gene: Ptchd4
Product: patched domain containing 4
Cellular component (GO): membrane
Source: RefSeq, a predicted model, not a curated record
UCCGCCGGCCGCAUGGGUGCCUCGUGGAGUGAAGCGGUGCGGGGCCCGCGGGGCUCGCGGGGGCGCGCGGGGAGCGGCGCAGGCACACGCGCUAGUCCCGGGCGGCCCCGCGGUCCGCACCUGAGAAUGCUGCGGCAGGCGCUCCGCGGAGGGCUGCGGGCGUGCGGCCGCGGGCUGGGCGUGUGCGUGGGCCGCCACCCCGUCCUCUUCCUCACCGUGCCCGCCGUGCUGACCAUCGCCUGCGGCCUCAGUGCGCUGCGCCGCUUCCAGCCCGAGGGCGACCUGGAGCGCCUGGUGGCCCCUAGCCACAGCCUGGCCAAGAUCGAGCGCAGCCUGGCCGACAGCCUCUUCCCGCUGGAGCAGUCCAAAAGCCAGCUCUAUUCGGACUUGCACACCCCUGGGAGGUACGGCAGGGUGAUCCUCCUCUCGCCACUCGGGGACAAUGUUUUGCUCCAGGCCGAGGGGAUCCUGCAGACCCACCGAGCCGUGCUGGAAAUGAAGGUGAACCACAGGGGCUAUAAUUAUACUUUUUCCCAUCUGUGUGUGUUGAGAAAUCAGGAUAAGAAAUGCGUGCUGGAUGAUAUUAUUUCAGUACUAGAGGAUCUCAGGCAGGCUGCCGUCUCCAAUAAGACAACAGCCAGGGUGCAAGUGAGGUAUCCCAACACUAAAUUAAAGGAUGGGAGGAACAGUUUCAUUGGACAUCAGCUGGGCGGGGUAGUGGAAGUGCCCAACAGCAAAGACCAGCGGGUCAAGUCUGCCAGAGCCAUUCAAAUCACCUACUACCUCCAGACCUAUAGCUCUGCCACCCAAGACCUCAUAGGGGAGAAGUGGGAGAAUGAGUUCUGUAAGCUCGUGAGGAAGCUCCAGGAGGAGCACCAAGACCUCCAGCUCUACCCUCUCGCAUCCUUCAGCCUCUGGAGAGACUUCCAUAAGACCAGCAUCCUCGCCAGAAGCAAGGUGCUGGUGAGCCUCGUGUUAAUCCUGACCACAGCCACGCUGUCCAGCUCCAUGAAGGACUGUUUGCGCAGCAAGCCCUUCCUGGGCCUGCUGGGGGUGCUCACCGUGUGCAUCUCCCUGGUCACGGCAGCCGGGAUCUUCUUCAUCACGGACGGGAAGUACAACUCCACCCUGCUGGGAAUCCCGUUCUUCGCCAUGGGACAUGGGACAAAAGGUGUGUUUGAGCUUCUGUCUGGAUGGCGGAGAACUAAAGAGAAUUUGUCCUUUAAAGAUAGGGUCGCAGAUGCCUACUCUGAUGUGAUGGUUACCUACACUAUGACCAGCUCCCUGUACUUCAUCACUUUUGGAAUGGGUGCCAGCCCUUUCACAAACAUAGAGGCUGUGAAAGUCUUCUGCCAGAACAUGUGCAUCUCUAUCCUGUUGAACUACUUCUACAUUUUCUCCUUUUUUGGCUCCUGCCUGGUCUUCGCUGGCCAACUAGAACAAAACCGCUAUCACAGCAUCUUCUGCUGCAAGAUCCCCUCUGCAGAGUACCUGGACCGCAAGCCCAUGUGGUUCCAGAUGGUGAUGAGUGACGGACACCAGCAGAUGUCCCACCAUGAGACAAACCCCUACCAGCACCACUUCAUCCAGCACUUCCUCCGGGAGCACUACAAUGAGUGGAUCACUAACAUCUACGUGAAGCCAUUUGUCGUCAUCCUCUAUCUCAUUUAUGCCUCCUUCUCCUUCAUGGGGUGUUUGCAGAUCAGUGAUGGAGUCAACAUCAUCAACCUUCUGGCCAGUGAUUCUCCGAGUGUUUCCUAUGCCAUGGUUCAGCAGAAAUACUUCAGCAACUACAGCCCUGUGAUCGGGUUCUACAUCUAUGAGCCCCUUGAGUACUGGAACAGCAGUGUCCAGGAGGACCUCCAGAAGCUCUGCAGCGGCUUCACCACAGUGUCCUGGGUCGACCAGUAUUACCAGUUCCUGAAAGCCAGUAACAUCAGCGCCAGCAACAAGAGUGACUUCAUCAGUGUCCUGCAAAGCUCAUUUUUAAAAAAGCCAGAGUUCCAGCACUUUCGAAACGAUAUCAUCUUCUCCAAGGCAGGGGAUGAAAACAGUAUCAUUGUUUCCCGCAUGUACCUGGUGGCCAGGACCAGCAGAGACAAGCAGAAGGAACGCAUAGAAGUGCUGGAAAAGCUGAGGCCCCUGUCACUUUCAAAGAGCAUCCGGUUCAUUGUGUUCAACCCCUCCUUUGUGUUCAUGGACCACUACAGCCUGUCUGUUACCGUGCCUGUGCUGAUUGCAGGCUUCGGUGUGCUGCUGGUGUUAAUCCUGACGUUUUUCCUAGUGAUCCACCCCUUGGGGAACUUCUGGCUCAUUCUUAGCGUCACCUCAGUUGAACUGGGUGUUCUGGGUUUAAUGACACUAUGGAAUGUCGACAUGGAUUGGAUUUCUAUCUUGUGCCUUAUCUACACUUUAAACUUCGCCAUUGACCACUGUGCACCCUUGCUUUACACGUUUGUGUUAGCCACUGAGCCCACGCGAACACAAUGUAUAAAAAGCUCACUGCAAGAGCAUGGAACAGCCAUUUUGCAGAAUAUCACUUCUUUUCUUAUUGGGUUGUUCCCCCUCCUCUUUGUGCCUUCAAACCUGACCUUCACACUGUUCAAAUGCUUGCUGCUUACUGGGGGUUGCACAUCUCUGCACUGUUUUGUUAUUUUACCUGUGUUCCUAACCUUUUUCCCUCCUUCCAAAAAGCACCACAAGAAAAAGAAACGUGCCAAACGAAAGGAGAGAGAAGAAAUUGAAUGCAUAGAAAUUCAAGAGAACCCCGAUCAUGUCACCACAGUCUGAGGGCAGAGUCCAGCGGAUUAUUUUUAUUUUCCAGUAUUGCACACAAAGCAGGAGGAGGAGCUCAGACCUCGGCGGCUUGGGCUGGCCAGGGGUAACAAGGCAAGUCAGACAAGAGCACCCCCGUGACAUGCAGUGUCUGCCUCACAGGGGGAAGAGAGAAUCAAAUGGGGGAAUGUCCUUUACAACCUUGUUCUCCAUGAAAGAUAAAUCUCUGGAUGUGAUCUUAGAGCUCUUCCAAGGAAUGGCAAAAGAAUCAACUGCUUUUAAAAAGAGAAGCUUAGAAAAGAUGGAGAAGACAGUAAAAGUGCUCUCCAAAUAGGGAAAGUGACUUAGGAAAUGUCCAAAUUGCCAUGUCACAUUCCGUGUUUGCUUUUUGAACGGGUUGGUCAAAAGAAACCUAUGCAGUUGGGAAGUACAUAUUUAAUCCCGUCUAAACCAAAGCACUUCCCAAUCCAUUGUAUGCGUACAUAUAUAUGUAUAUAUACCAUAUAUACAUAUGCUCAGACUCUCAUGUUCAUUGAUGUUUGUAUGCAGGAAGGUGCCCAUUUGCAGACAGGCUGGCCUAGACCAAGAGCGUCCAAUCAACUUUAGCCAAAUACACACAUUCAUCGACUGCCAUGCACAACUAACCCCCGAGUCUCAGCAGCAGCAAGGUGGCACUCAGCUGUGUGAUGAGCGAGGCACAUGGAGAUGCCAUAUUGGAUUUCACAUAUCACAUUGCCCGUCAUUAGAAUUCUAGCUUGGGAUGCCUUUGCAUUUGAAGUACUUACCAUACAGGUGAUGUUUAAAGUCUCCUCUUAAAGCUACAUAGUUGAUAGGGCUUUCCAUUGACUUUUAAUCAUUCUCUGUAUUUGGAGGGGCUGAUGUGGCUACUUGUAGAGAGCUCACGCACCUGCAAAUGAGCACUUUACACACAUUGUCUGUAAGGGUACACAGUGUGCGUGUGUUUGUGUGUGAGAGAGAGAGUUGGGAUAUUCCAUAAUUACAGCUUUCUUAUUUUAGCUGGUGAAAAUGUACUGCUAUGGAAUAUAAUUGACACAGAAGAAAAGAAACAUAGCUGGGACUCUUGCCAUAGAGCAAAGUGGACCAUCGCCACUCAUGGCGCACCAUCAGUGGCUCCUAGUAUAAGGAAAGUGUACUAAUAUCAUUAAGUCUAGUGUGCUUGCACUGAUAUUAGGAACAUGUACCCAGGCCAUGAUCACUAUAGUGUCACCGUAACUGCUGCAGUAUCACUUUGUAGCUUCUUGCAACAUCAUUGUACUUGUCACUUAGGAAGUAAACCCUAGGUGAUCACAGCUCUCUACAGAUGGCAUGAUAACUGUAACUGCUGCUGAAUUCUUUCUUUUAAAAAGGGUACUGAGGUAAAUGUUUCCUUUGGGUUAAACAUUUAAACCUUGCAGACAGAUUCAGUCUGCUGGGUGCUUGUUUGGAUUAAUGCUAUGCUUAUUGUUGAAGAAAAACACUGGGAAAUGCCUUUUCCCAUGCCUUUAUUUCCAGGUAGGACAGAACAAAUGUCCAGUGAUUAUAAAAUCUGCUUAUUAAGCUCUUUUACCUGAAGAAAGCUGCUUUUCCCCACCAAUUUUGAUUAUACAUUUUAAUUGAAUUACCUAAAACAAAACUCAUGGACUCAGGUUCUAAAAGGAGAUAUAAAACCUUUCUGUCCUUAUUACAAUCUUUGGAGGUGGAGUAGAUAGGCUUAACAAAUGUUUUCAAUGUACUUUUAACAACAAAGAGUUUGUAAGAACAUGAAAGGAAGAGGGAACAUAUUCUAAAUAUGUAUUCUGAAAAACCUUUGAGUAAAACAUUUAUUUAUUGAAUGAAGUUUGUUUUGUCCUACCUUAAAGUUAUUGAGUUUCUAGUAGAAAUGAUCCAUGUAUUCAGUACCCUGGGCACAAUAUCAGUAGAUGUGAGGUUGGAAAAGAAUUACCCAUAGCCAUAGAUCUAUUGUUCUCACUGUGUUUGUGAAGUUUGUGUCCAGAGAAGCCUAGCCUUUACCUCAUGAACUGCUCUGCUAGGAUGGACCAGUGGACCUCCAGGUCAUGAUCUUGCAUUUGAGGUGGAAGUUUCUGAAUUGGGGUUUUGGGUUUUAGAGUUGGGAGGUGGUCCUCUUUCACAGACUACCUAUCAUUUGUGAAUAUUUUGGGUACCUCUUUCAAUAGAUGGAAGGUACUAAGCUUCAAAGUUCUGCAUUUCUUUCCAUGGUGUGCACAUCCCAUACACUCAUCUGUUUUUAAGUCUGUCAGUUUUGAUGGGUUUUUUUUCUUGAUUACCAUAAACCAUUCCAGACGCGAAGAAGUUGGCAGGAUGAUUUAUGAGAAACUCACCACCAAAUGCAGAUGGGACAGUGGUGUAUCCUGCCAAACCUGCAGGGCAGCUCUAUGAUCAUGUUUGUGUCCAGACUGUCUCUGUUUGGAUGGCAAAAGUCUUCUUUUUAGGUGUCUUCAAGGAUCAAAGUAUCUAAGAUAAAUAAGAUUUUCUCACUGUUCAACUGACUAGAGAGGUGGCAGUUUGGAAGGGACAUUAUCUUUUCCAGAACAUCAUGGUACUCUUUAGUGAUCUGUAGCAAUAACUUACUGAAAUGGAACUCUUUGUUCUGGAAGAGUUAAUACACCACCCCAAAUGCCUUAACUAAGUCCUAGGAAGUAAUUGAAGCCCCGAAGAAUCUAAAUGAGCAUUAUCUAACUUCCCAGUUUCAUUAUGAAACAGAUAUUUCCAAGAAUCCCAUCUGCUGAGUGCCAAUAUGAACCCUAAAAUAUGAGAUCAUGGUUUUCAGGUGGCCCCCAACCUCAGCAUUGUUUGCUAGCUUGUGUGUACCUCCCUCUAGUUUUUCAAGAUUCCUCUUAUUGUUUUUUUUCCACUUGUGAACUACUGAUGGUGUUCAAAUUAGGAACAUGUCCACUAUCAACAGAUCACUAAUCAAACCCAAAAGAGAAGAAAUCUGUGGGAAAUAUCUCAGCGUUGUGGAAUAUUUUAAUUGAAAGUGUUUUUCCCUUAAAGAGAGAAAUUUUUAAAGUUUGCAAAAAAAUCACACCUUUUUGGUAUUUGAACUGGAGUGUGAAUUUGUGUCCCCUCCCCCAUCAGAAUUUAAACUGGGAAUAGGAUGUACAAUAUAACCUCAACUGUCCAGGUUCAUGACAUUCUUAAAGUUUCAAAGAGGCACACAUCUAAAUUACAGAAAGAGAUUUGGCUGUCAGGUAGAUUUCUAACUUCAAUGGUUAAAGGCAAUCAUAGACUGACUUACACCAUGCUGAACUCCUUUUAAUGAAGGGCACCAUUGGAUGAGAAUUCUCACAGUGACCCUGAGCCACUUGGAAGGCCAUAUAUGAAUAUUCGGUGGUGAAAUUCUUCUCAUCUGUUAUGUGAGCUCCUCUCUCCCAUUCAUUCCUAUUUAUUUCCACAGAAAUACAUCCAUUCAUAGGUUUUAACUUGGGAUAGAAAAGGAAGAAUUACAAUCUGUGAAGCCCCUCUGAUGCGGUCAUAGCCAUCCUUGUCUGUUGGACUCAAAUAUGAGAGCUUUGUCCAUUUGUAAUUACCCAUACACUUUCACUUUCCCAGAAUCAGCUACUCCUUCUAAACUUGUGGGCAACGCUAGAGGUUAACUAUUACCAUUCAGUACUACACGUAUUUUUAUAAGUUGACUAUAAAUUUCAUAAUUACAGUCACAUAUUUUUAUGACCAAAUAUUUAUAAAUGCAUGGCACUAUGCAUGGAUUGUUACUAAUAGUACAUAGAUUAUUAAAAACACGAUUUUUCAGGGUUAUUACAACUUUUAUUAAAAUGUUCACAUCACCUAUCAUAAAUGCCUUGUGGCUUUUGGUCUCCAUGCCCUAAAGUCCACAGAAAGUUCUAUUGUAAGAGAAAUAAUUUGAAAAUUGCCUUCCCUUGUCAACAGCAGCCACUAUUCUAGAAUGUCCUCUGGAAAACUGCAGGGAUCAACUUCAGCUUCCAGGGGAAGGGUCUAGCAGAUUUCUCAUUAGUCAGUCAUUAGACAUACUUCCGUAUCUUGCAUUUGCUAAUGUCUCAGUGAACCAGUGGAUAUUUGAGACUGGAAUGUAGAUAUUUAUGUCCUAUUAGAGAAGUAAAUGAUUUGCUCAGCAUCCUAGCUGAGGAAUCUCUCUGCUGAUUCUAUUUUGUUAGUGUUUGCGUAUAGUACUGAUAAUCCUUGCAAAUGUGAACCUGAAACCUUCCAUUGAUUUCAAAAGAGAUUUAGCAUUUUCAUUGACUUUAAAACAAGUCUUUUUUUGUUAAUUAUAUUGAUACAUUUAAGGUAUACAAUAUAAUGACAUUCAUCAUUGGAAAUUUCCACCUUUACAUAAUCCAUCUUGGUUCUUAUUUUUUCCCCCUUCCCCUGCCCUCCCUUCAACCCUUCUACCCCUCCCUAUCUACAAGACUUUGUUUCCAUUUUUUCUUUUUCUCAUAUUAAUUCCAUUCCCUUCUUUCUUUUCCCCUACCCCUCCCAUUUUCCCUUCCCCUAAAGUUUAUGAAACAUGUUGACUGACUCAAAACAUACUGAUGACUGAAUUGGUUUUUCCUUGAAAUCUCUCCAUCCUGAACCUGAAAACAAAACUCAACACCAUCCCUGUGCUUCAGUCUUUUAUGCCAAUGCUUUUAAGCAAUGAUUGGCAGAUCUAUUGUUGGGGGUGGGGGGGAUACGCUAGUUUUUUUACUGCUUUGCCUUCCAAAGGAAUGCAAUAAUACAUUGACCCAAAUGAAAGCAGCAAAGCCUCUGUGCCUGAGAUCUAGCAUGGGAGACACUGUGUAGCAGUGUAGCAGCAGUGACUUAUUUUGAUUCCUAAAGGACUAAGGUUGAACCACCUUCAUGUUUUAGCAAGGAUAACAAGAGGUAAUGCUCUGCAUCUGAAGUGUUGUGGAGUUGAGUUAGAUGAUAUCUAGACUGAUAUUGUAAGAAUAUUGAGAGCUGAGUCCACAUCUCAGAAACCAUGAAGUCUGAUAGGACAAUUAAGAUAACUCUUGGUAUUGUGUAGGUUAGGAUACAGCACAGAGAAUUGGGUGGUAUCUCUCAACUAUAGAUUGUUAAAUGCUAAACAGCUGGAUUAUAUGAAAAACUAUCCCACUUGAAGAUUGUGUUCUCACACUCAAACCCUGACCUGUGCAGGGAAAGUGCUCCUGAAUUCCUAUGCUUGAAUCAAACCCUUGGACCCUUUUGUGAAUGGAAAUGAGAUGCUAAGGACACUCUUUGAAAGGGGGCUCAGAGAAACACUCAGGAAAUUAUUAUGGACUGUGACUGCCAGAAUUUCUUGAAUUUGGGGAGUUUCUGAGAAUAAUUGUUUUGAUCCGUCUUCUCUACACUCAAUGAGGACCUCUCUGUGGCUGAUGGAGAAGUCACUUGCUUUUCUUGUGAAAUGGAAAACAACUGAAGGAGAGCAAUAUUUGGGAUCUGAUGUGUAUUGACAGGGGAGAUUGUUGGCUUACAGAUCACAUCUCUCUCCACACUUCUAAAGAUUCUGUCAAAAUAAAACAGGCUUAGACUAUACUGAGAACCUGUAUAGAUAGAUAUUUUUAAUACAAUAAAGUAUUUAUAAAUAAAAUCAUUACUAAUUUUUCACUUUUAUAAAUUAAAGAAAGCCAGUGCAUACUAUUUUUCCCAGUUGAAUUUUCCCUAAGAAAGUUCUUAUGGGUCACACUAAUUAUGAAGUCUUAAAAAUCAGAAGUAAAGUGCAGGAGCCAUACAGGUUAUGGGUGAUGCCUGCUUCAAGUUGUGUGUUUUUAUUUAACUGGGUUUUUGCAAGUCACUUGUAACUGUGUUCUAAUUUCUUGUCAGCUCAUGACAUAGCCCAGGAUGGCUUCUUUCUGCUCUGCAUACAGUUAUUGGAGCAACCCCUUAUCCACAGGGCUCUGUUAACCCCAUGGAGAAAUAUGAAUUUUAAUGCUUUGGGAGAUGUUAUGGAAGAAUUUCCUGAGAAUAGCUGGGAGAGACUGUCACAGAUAAAAAAUAAGUGAAGUUUUUUUCACAAAUUGUCACAUUCCAGCCUGGAGUAGAUUUAAUUUAGGUUCUUAGUUAGAAGUAUGUUGUAGGGGCAUUUAAAUUAUCUGAAUGUAAGAUGGUCUAUAGGCUCUCCCCCUGGAAACUGAAAUCAUUUCCAUCAUUACAUUCAGUAGGGUCACAGAUCACUGGUAGCUAUAUUGAAAGAACUGCAGGGGGGUGGGGGGAGCAGACUGUCAUAGCCUUACCUCUCCCACUACAGUAUGUAAUAUCUAUUUUGAUGUAGAAUCAGGAAACUGUAGCAGCUUUUCUUCCCAAAUAUAAAAGUGCUAGAUGCUGGUAAAUUAGACCUUAAGCUCACCAGUGCAAAUAUUCUGAAGUUUCAGAAGAGUUUAAGCAACAACUUUAAUAUACUUUCCUGUUAAUUAUUCAUAUUUUUCAGCAAUAGACUUUUUGCUCGUAAUAGGAAAUCUGUCACCGCUUGAAAAGGGCAGAGAUCUCUCCAAGCUACCUCAAAGGAUAUUUAAAGACAAAAUGGAAUCCAAUCUUUAAAUGGCAAUAUAUUACAUCCAUAAAGCAGUAUUAUUUAUCACCUCUCCUGAUGCCCUUUCACCCAACGGUGCACAUUUUAUCAGUGAAAAGAAAAAAAUCAAUUUGUUUAAUUUUCUCAGCCCAACAGAAAGAGACAAAGUUACCAUUAUUUGGCAUCUUAAGUUUUCUUCUCCAAUGGAAGCCGUUGCUACUAUUUUCAGCUAAACCAUGGUCUGAAAUACAGGUCACUUGAAGUCAGUGAGAAGAAACUAGUGGAAGGAAAUCUUCUGCCCACAGAAAAAUCAUGGGCAGGAGAAUAGAAGUUGAGCAUUUUUAUUUCCUUUUCUUUCUUAAAACAAAAACUUGUUUGUUCUUGAUACUGGCUAAACAAAAUGCUAAUUUCUACAAGGAAAUUAAGAAGAAUGAUAACAAAGACAAAAUUAUGAGACUUCCAUGUCCCAACAAGCUAAACCUCACGGCAGACCACCAUUUCCAGAAGGCUUUCCCAUAAGAACAUUACAUUAUUUUUUAAAUUCUCUAUUGCAUACAAAUUCUUACUGCAUACUAUUCAUGAACACAGCUUCAUUUAUCACUCCCAAGAGAGUAAAAAUAAGCUCAUAAACCAUUUAAAACUCUCUGUUCUAUAAUUUUGCACUUUGGGCUCUAAAACCAAAGCUACUGGGUUGUGGAAAGUUUAAAAAAGAAUUUUUAACAAAAAUGUCUAUAUCAAAAAUUUACUUAAAUUCUAUUUUGAUCUGAAAAUAUCCUCUCUAAAAUAAGGAACUAUUUGGAUACCCAUUUUAGAUCUUUUUUUAUAUUAUAUACAUAUUUUAUUAUAUAUUUCAUAUUCUGCUAAUACUUUAGAUGUUUAUCCAUAAAACUCUUACUUUUUUACUUAAAUUCUUUUAUUGGUACAUUUUAGGUAUACAAUACAUUUACAUUUAUCAUUGGGUGCUUGUACCUGUACAUGAUGUAUCUUGGUUCUUAUUUUUUCCCCAUUCCAUGUCCUCCCUUCACCCCUCCACCCUUCCCUAUUUACAAAGACUUUCUUUCCAUUUUUUCCUUUUCUCAUAAUUUAGAUCUUAAUGAGCAGCAAAAAAUAAAAAGUCAUUCCAAAGUUUCCAAAUUGCCCAAAUUUGGUCCAUUAUCAAAAUUUAUCUCUUCCUCAUAAGUAAAAAGAAAAUAUGACAGGUAUUUAUAACUGUAACAUGAAUGAAUAAAUAAAUGACUCCUUGUAGAUUAGUGCCUGUAAAUAUACAUUUAGUAAUUAAAUGAAUCUCAUAUACAUUCAAGGGAAGUUGUGUUCCAAAUAUUUCCUUAUCUAUUAUUAUUUCCAUACUUUGGAUACAAUGAAAUAAUAUUUUAGCAGAAUUCCUCAGGAUUGCUUUGCUUAGGAAACCUAUGAUCCAAAGUCUACAAGUAAAACUCUGAAGAAAAGUAACAACAGACUCUUAGCUACUUGGGAAAAUGUUCUCCUAUUUACUAUAGAGCCAGUACAUAAAAUUACUUAUAGCAUUUCUGGCUCCCUGGACCUUUUAUAACAGCAACAACAAAAACCUAGUUCCAUUAGACUUAAUAAGGAACACCUAGUGUAUUAAAAACAGUGAUAAAUUAUGCAGCUAUUUCACUCUGUGGUUGCUGAGGGACAUUGCCAUUACCAGUUCUUUCUUGGUCCCAACCUCAGGCACGAGGAGAGCAGGUUGUUCUGAGGUUUGCUGUUGCUCCUUCAUUUCCUGUUAUUAGUAGCAAAUGCCGCACAGAGCACACUAACAUGACUCACGCAUCUGACCUCAGUGAGAGCUCUGGGCUUCCUAACUUCUGCGGAAAGAUUGCUCUAGGAUGAGAAUUAAACUUCCUAAAUAUGACAUCUCACAUAUCACAAUGUGACAUAUAUAGUCUGUAUAUUUUUAAUCCUUUAUUGAUUUGCAGGUCCUAAAAAUUAUAUUUUAUCUUUCAAAAAUUAGAGAUAUGUGCAUUAAAAAUAAUACUAAGAUAACACUUCUCAAUUAUCUCUGCAUGGUUAAGGUAGGACAUUAUUUUGAAAUAAAUACAAAAGUGUAUUUUCAUCCCUAAGAGGUAUUUUUAAUGAUUCCUUAAAUUUGUAAAUGUCUCUGGAACAUGUAAAUCAGUAAAAUAUUACUGAAAUACCCCCAUUAAUCAUAUUAAUUUCAAACUGAAAGCAAUUAAUAAUUUACUGAAAUAACCCCCAUAAUUUGAUCAACAUGACAUCUAAACCACCUUACCAAUGGUUCAAAUGAAUUCAUGUAAGCCUCUUGCAAUUCAUUGUCCUUUCUGAUAAGAUGAAAUGCUACAGCCUAGGACACACUUUAUAGUUAACCAAAAGAGAAUAUGAAUUGGGCCCGGGAUUUAGCUCAGCGGUUCUGCUGUGUGCCUCGCAAAGCACAAACUCCCAAGUUCAAUCCUCGGUACCAAAAAAAAGAAUAUGAAUUGACACAAAAAAAAAUGUGUAAGGACCAGGUGAUUUUUUAAAAAAGAUAUAGGCAAGAACAUCUUAAAAACUAAUGCAAACUUUCAAAAAGGAGACUAUAAACAUCUGAGCAAAAAUGGGGGGGGCGGUUCUUUGGUUUCUGUUUGUUCAUUUAGUUUGGCACUUCUUUGUUUAUUUUAAACAUGUUGGAAGGAGUCAGAAAAAUCUUGACAUAUAUAACACUCUAAAAGGCUCUAGUAUUUCAAGACUGAUUUGCUUAGGAUGAUUUCUGAAGUUCUCCUCAAUUGUCUCGGAUGAUGUUCAUUUACUUAGCAAAUACUUAGGGGCACCUCAUUUGGUCUCUGUGCUAAACUCUGAAAAACACUACAGUCAGAACUCCUGACUCUGAAGCACAUAUCAUCUGUUGAAGAAAUUUCUGCCUGAGGUGGGUGCUCAAGGAAAAGGAGGAAGGAGUCAUGAAUGGAUCCCCUAGGAAGCUUCAGUGAGCUGGCUGCUGCAUCUGGGGAAAUGGAACAUCUGAGAACGAGCAGGUGGUCCAGGAGGAAGGCUGCAGCUCCUGAGACAGCAGGAGCCCAAGGGGAGGAACAGCAGGUGGGAGUGGAAACGAGAAUCCAUUGUGAAUGACACUGUGAAGGAUUACAGGUCAUAACAGCUUCUGAGGAGAGGUGAAUCGUGAGGAAAUAGCUCCAUUUCUGUAUCAUUAAAAUCAAGGAUUCAGAACUUCAGCAGCAUCACGUAAAUCUGUAUCCUCUGUUGCUUAGAGUAUAGAUCUGAUUAGAAGAGCCCAUUUAUCGCGUGUGUUUGAUUCUUCUGAUUGUGGAGCCCAUCUGUGUUCUGUCACAGAUGUCACAGCUAUCUGAUCACCUCAAGCACACUGACAACCUCAAGGUGCAAGAGGAGAGACUGACAUGGAUCUGCAGGAUCCCAACCCUCCAGGAGCUCAGCUCCAGUGUUACACCCAGACUAAUCACCUCUGGUAAUGUUAUUUCACUAGCAAUUCAGAGUAUGCCUGCCUAAUAUGCUAGACAUCAUCCUCCCUGCCCUGGAGAUUGUUUCCAGAAGGAAUUGGUUGUAAAUAAGUCCUAUGUUCCUGUGGGAUGAUGCAUUCUCUUUUAUCACAAAUCAGGAUGAAAGUUGCCUUACAGACCAGUCCAAAUGCAAAGCUUACGUGAUGAGAAAUAACUGCAUAGAUUUCUCCCCACAAGUCCUUUUCCAAAUGCAAAUUUUAAGACAAUGCAUUAAUUAAAAUGCUGAAAAUAUUUUUUAAAUAAUUUGUUUAUGAUUCAUUCGUUCUUCUUUGAAAAUCAUAGUAAGGUGUAAUAUAUGUAUAUAGUUUUUAAGGUCAGAGUUAACUCAUUUAUAUACUUCCCUUUUCCUUUUUAUAGAGUCUUAGUUAUGAUAAUUGGUGCUCCCCCAAACUAGCAGUCAGGAUUAGAAUGAAGUUUGGAGGAAUACAUUUGAACCUUUUGAUCUGAAAUAAGCCUUUCUUGGUGAUGUUGCUUUGAGUUCUAGAUAAUGUGGGGGUUGGUCGGGGGAGGCCCUGUCAGGGAUAUGGUCCAAGAACCCAUCUGUUCAGAGGUAAGAUAAACAAAAGCAUCAACCAAGAAACUAUAGAAGGCUGUGGCAACAAACAGACUCCAAGAAACACUUUAGAUAAUCUCAGGAUUAAUACAGCUGGUGGUUCUCCAAAUCUGCUGAUAUCAGAAUGAUUUAGAGAGAUUUUUGACCUCUCAAUCCCCAGAGUGCAUAUAAGGCCAACUAAAUCAGUGGCUCUGGCAGAGGGAGUUAGUCUCAGUAUUCUUGCAAGGUCCCCUGGUGAUUCCAAGAUGCAGAUGAAUUUGAGAAUUAGUGGCUUAGAUCACCAAGCCAACAAAUGUAACCCAAUAACUACUAAUAAAACCCUUACAGUGAGUGAAGAUUUAAAAGAAUCCCAAAACAAUAGCAUCUAUGGCAUCUAUAAUUAGAAUACAAUGCAGAGCUUAUAGAGCACCAAAGGGGAUCCCCAAUGACAGAGAAGUUAUUUCUAGUAGAGUCAAACAUGGUGGGAGUUCUUUGCAUUCACAGAUGCGUCUAAGGUGGGUUAAGACUUUCAGCCUGAGGGUCCCACAGUGGUGACAGCCCAAGCAAAGCCCUAAGAGAGCAAAAGCACUCAAUGUGUUCCUGAGUCAAUGAACUGAGCUUGAGUGUAUGUUACCAGUAGAAAAGCUGAAUUUGCACAGCCAGGAAGCUCAGUGUAGGAGUCCAUAAAUGUGGGCUAAGAAUUUGUAUUUCAUUUGGUGGGCUCAAUUAUUUUUUAAAUUAUUAUUAUGAGACUCAAGAUUUAGAAAUAUCAAUCUUCAAUUUUACAAGCAUUGGAUGGAUGGAACAUCAAAGACCUGAACCAAGAAUGUAAUUAGGACAGUGUUAUCGCCACCAGAAGAAGUUGUGCAAUUGUAGAUUUUAAGAAGGAAGAAAUGAAUAAAAGGAAUUCUGUGGCACAAAAACCUCUACUCAUAAUAUAAUCUGGACACCCAAGACCUUUUGAGUUCUUCUACCAUGAAAUUUUCAAACUAAUAUAUGUAAUAAAUUAAAUUAGUGUACAGUACCUUACAAAUAAGUAUUUAAAUCCAUGGUCUUAGUAGAGUAUUACAGUAACCAAUUGUUCACACCUCACAUGAACUACUUAGAAUACUCAGAUGUGUAUUUUAAUAAUUAUAUGUCUGUGGUUUUGACAUACAAAGCCACGCAUUUUUAUUUACAGAGUUACAGUAUUGCCACAAAAUAUCAGGAAAUCACUCUGUCUUCAUAGAAUGAUUGAUUUGUUUCUCUGCAUAUUUAGCUUGGGAAAAAUGGUUCACUUUAUUGAUAUCAUUUAAAUACAGUAAAUAAAAGAUUAAAGAAGAAAUUCAAUUCAAAGAAGAAAGAAGAAAAAUAUUAGAAAAAUGAAGGUACAUCUGACCUUUUGAAAGAUUGCUGGGUGGUCAGAGAACUACAUAUGGUACUUAUCUGUAUGUAUAUGUUAUAGCUAGAGAAUCUACAAUAAGAUCUCAAUCAAUCUACAGAUCUAAAUAUUUUGAUUAACAAAAUUUGUUUGCAUUUCAGGGAAUUUAGCAAUUCAGGUAACACACAUGUGUAAACAAGAUCACUGUUCUUCCCACAAUUAGAGAUCUGAUUUUCAGUCACCUUUUCAGAGUUUUGUGUAAGUCUCAUAUCUUUAUUCCAUACUUAUGUAUGAUAUUAGCAUAUUUAACCAUCAGCAUUGGUUUAUGUUCGAUAUGUAUGUAAAAUGUAGUUUCACAAUGUAUCCUACACCUAAAGCAGCGAUAGAAUUCAAAAGAUGAACUAUCUGACCCUAUUUAAUCCAAACCUUUUCCUAUGGAAUAAUUUUCCUGUCAAAUAUUUCACAUUCAUAUAUAUACACUAACAUUCACACUUAAAUGUAAUUCGUAUGCUCUUUCAGCCCUCAAAGAACAGCUACAAUACAUGAGGAAAGAGGGUCCAGAUGGCAGAUUAAAAGCCAUAAGAACAGUUGGAUCUUGGAGGCACUGUCAUGCCAUGUACCCGUGAGUCAUGGCUUUCACCGGAUAACUUAUUGCAAAAAUAUGUAAUUCUCUGUUAAUUCAUUGGCUCACCAAGUCUUUCAUUCCACAAGCAUCUUAAACAUCCUCUACAUGCCACACUUGAGAAGGAGUACAGCAAACUCCAGGGCAGCCGCUACCCACCAAGGGAUUCAGAACUAGACUAGUAAGUACAAUCACUGUACACGGCUGUAACGAAAGGAAAGAAAUGGGUGUCACCAGCAGGCCAUGAUUCUCAGGGUGAAGCUGGCAUCAGACCACCUGGGAGGCUCAUCUGGUCACAGGUCACAGACUGCAUGGGCCCCUCCAGAGCUUCUGAUUCAUUAGGUCUGAGAUGAGACUUGAAAACUUGCAUUUCCAACAAACUCUUGGGUGGUGCUAGUGGGACUGCCCUGGGGAGUCAUAUUUCACUAUGUGAAGAGCAGUGGUGUUCUGAGAGUAACUGGAUUAAAUCUACCCAGAAGAGGAGGUGAGGACCAGGUCAGCUCCUCAUCAACAGGGCUGAAAGACCGCAUAAGCUCAGUGUGCAGCAGCAUCCUGGCUCCAGAAACAAGGCCCCCUCAUUAAGGCUGUGCUGGCCAAGUCCUCCUACAGAUGGGACUCAUUGGAAGGCUUGCUACACUCUGGGCUGGACCCAUAGAACCUCCAUUUACAGCAAGUCACCCAAAGGGGUAUGCUCAUACAGAAAACUUAGGACACAUGGAACCAAGGUGUGGAGUAGGACAGAACACAUCAUUGUUAGACAACUGGUAAUGUAGAAAAUUUGGCUAAAACACUGAGGUUGCCAGCUAAUUUACAGGACAUGAGUUAACUUCCAAUAUAGAUAAAUAAUGGAUAAUAUUUUCAGUACAAGUAGGUCUUGUGCAAUAUUUGGGACCUAUUUAUACUAAAAUUAUUUGUUGUUUAUCUGAAAUUCAAAUUUUAUUGGACCUCCUGUAUUCCUAUUCCCUGAAUCUACCAGCUUGGAAAAUGUAGGAUGUAUGUCAGAUGGGAGGAAGAACCAGAAGGAAUAAGGCUGAAACAACAUUAUGUGAUGCUAAACAAUAAAAUAUUGUUGUGCACACAGUGAAUAUCAGUGAGGUUCAAAGGGCUUUGCUAAUGUCAGUCCUCCCAAGCCCUGGGAUCAUCCCUCACAGCCCUCACACUACCACAUGCCUGGGCAAAGUUUACAGAGCAAGGUAUUUUUGUAUUCUGUUUCUUAAAAGAGGACCAUCUCACCAUUCAGUCAAGUUGACAGCCAGGAUUCACCACCACAGACUCCACACAUUUAUACACUUCAGACUUUACAAAAUUUGAUCUGCCCCUGCAUGUGGGAUCACCAGAAGUAUCCAAUAAAGCACAGAAAGGACACUGAUAAACAUUUACCUUGGGCCGCAGGUUAAUGCUAAGUUCAAUCAAACCCCAGAGCAUUUGAAGGUCAUUUUGUUCCUCUCUCCCCAAGAAGCAUUUCUUGAAGUCCAAAUGGUUCAAUAUUGGCAAAAUGUAGCCUACUCUUUGAAAUAACCUAGAUAGGUACAAUGAAUUUCCUAGUUGCACACUACUGAGUAUUCCACUUCCCAAAUAUAUUUGACUGUGGGACAUUAUGUUCAUGGAGGAUCUUAAAGGACCAGGGUUCCAUAGAGCACACUCUGGGUAAUGUCUUGCCAGAGAAGUUUAUCUUUGCUAUCAAAGUACAAAGGAGUAUAUGUUAAAAUACCAAAGGAAGUGGUAUUAAUAGGCCAAUGUGAAAAUCAGUUUUAAUUUCCUAUACAAAAUUGUUCUUUUCUAGAUAGUCAACUGAUUCACCACCUCACAGGACACUUCAUAGAAAAAUAACUUAACAGCACGGGUAACUGGAUUAAGUGUCUGAGCUUCAAUUAAAACAAGACAGAACUGAUUUUUCCCAUGUGUUCCAGCAGAAAUUCAGGGAGUAAUAAGUGAGUAGAUAGAAACCAAGCUGAACUAGGCCAAAGGAGUGAAAUGUGAAGAAAAAAAUUGCCAGGUGGCCUGAAAGCUAAAUGCACUAGUAGUUUGUUUUAUUUUUCACUCUUUGAAAAAUUCUGUAGCAUUUUGGCAUGAUUGGAAAAUUAUGGUUUUAAACAAAACAAAGUUAUUUCUUUGAGAACUUUAAUAAGGGGGGAAAGGGUAAUGGGCCUACAUUAAAAAUGUAUUUUACAUGUUGAAAAUGGCUGUGAGCAGAUCUUUGGUCUCAGCACCACAGGUAAGGAACUAUGGUUGCCAGACUAGGUCUAUCGAGAAAGAAAAGAAAAGACAAAAAGAAAAAAGAAAGGAAAGGAGAGGAAGAAGGGAAGGGAAGGGAAGGGAAAGGAAGGGAAAGGAAGGGAAGGGGCCUAGUCUAACAAAAGCAAUAGUUGGAAAUCUCCAAAGUUAUUAAAAAUCUUCCAGGCCUCCAAAUGGCCAAGUUGGUCAUACCAAACAAGUUUCGAUAAAGAAAUGUUGAAACUCAGAGUCACACACAAAAUCUGUCUAGAGGUCAAAGAUCUCUUACCAAACAAACAUUCCAGUAGGUUUACUUUAUGUAUGAUAUAUAAAUUCUUAGAGUUCUUGUUUGUUUUCAAUAAUAAGAAGUUAAAGCUAAAUGUUGCUAAAGAGAAUAAUUAUUGAUUGGAAGAAAUUUUUCAACAAUCAGAAAUAUGAGCAGUCACUUAAAAACUAGGCAAAUAAAAAGAAGAAAGAGAAAUAAACUAUUUGCUUGAACUGAAAUACUGAAUUGUGAAACAUUGACAAGAUCAGAAGUAUUAGAUGCCUGCUCUUAACCUAACCUAAAAAAUGUUCAACAUUAUUAUUUAGUAUAUGCAUGCUAUAAUGAAUAUAAAUUAUUCUAGGAAUUUUUGUUGUUGUUAUUGCUGUUGUGACUGUUGUUUUUGUUUGUAUGAAAUGUAUUUUGGACAGACUAUUAAGGUAGGCCGGCAAUGAUAUCCAAUCAAUUGAGUAAUGUAUUAACAAUAUAGAAGAUACAAACUUGAGAGUAUAAAUCUUUCUGCUUAAUAUUAAAACAAAUUAGUAAAUACAAGUACAAAGAGAUUCCCAAACUCGUAAUUUGACCCAAAGGAAGAAGUACUUGUAAAAUACAACAAUCAGGCAAGAAUCAAGAGAGAAA